This is a messenger RNA of Fragaria vesca subsp. vesca, 3130 nucleotides long. RefSeq names its product aconitate hydratase 1-like. NCBI's taxonomy places the organism in Eukaryota, Viridiplantae, Streptophyta, Magnoliopsida, Rosales, Rosaceae. Gene Ontology annotation, molecular function: aconitate hydratase activity; 4 iron, 4 sulfur cluster binding. The record is from RefSeq and is a predicted model, not a curated record. Gene Ontology annotation, biological process: citrate metabolic process; tricarboxylic acid cycle. The transcript is spliced from 20 exons. Gene Ontology annotation, cellular component: mitochondrion; cytosol. The coding region runs from base 135 to 2831 and encodes 898 amino acids.
AAACGUGAAGUCACCCUCAACCAACUUCUCAGUGUUGCCUCAUCCAAAUCACUCACUCCAAUUCUGAUAAUAAAUCAGAGCCCUAACCACUCCGAUCUCCGAUCAGCUUCUCCGUUACUCCGAUCGAUUUCGCUAUGGCGGCGGAGAAUCCGUUCAAGAGUAUAUUGAAAUCGCUCGAGAAGCCGGACGGCGGCGAGUUCGGGAAGUACUACAGCUUGCCAGCUCUCAAUGAUCCUAGAGUCGAUAAGCUACCGUACUCUAUUAAGAUCCUUCUGGAGUCUGCAAUUCGCAACUGCGAUGAGUUUCAGGUUAAGAGCAAGGAUGUUGAGAAGAUUAUUGAUUGGGAGAACAGUGCUCCCAAGCAGGUUGAGAUCCCAUUCAAACCUGCUAGAGUCCUUCUUCAGGAUUUUACUGGUGUGCCAGCUGUGGUUGAUCUAGCUUGCAUGCGAGAUGCCAUGAACAAUCUCAAGGGAGAUUCUAACAAGAUUAACCCAUUGGUACCAGUAGAUCUUGUCAUUGAUCACUCAGUUCAGGUAGAUGUGGCAAGAUCAGAAAAUGCUGUGCAGGCAAAUAUGGAACUAGAGUUCCAGAGAAACAACGAACGGUUUGGUUUUCUGAAAUGGGGAUCAAAUGCAUUCGAUAACAUGCUUGUUGUUCCUCCUGGAUCAGGAAUUGUUCAUCAGGUUAAUUUAGAAUACCUUGGGCGGGUGGUGUUCAACACAAAUGGCUUGCUAUAUCCUGAUAGUGUUGUUGGGACAGAUUCACACACCACAAUGAUUGACGGAUUAGGUGUUGCUGGUUGGGGAGUAGGUGGGAUUGAAGCAGAAGCUACUAUGCUUGGCCAGCCAAUGAGCAUGGUCCUCCCUGGUGUGGUUGGGUUCAAACUGUUAGGAAAAUUGAGAGAUGGUGUGACAGCUACCGACUUGGUUCUGACAGUAACUCAAAUGCUGAGGAAGCAUGGAGUUGUUGGGAAGUUUGUGGAGUUUUAUGGGGAAGGCAUGAGUGAAUUGUCAUUAGCUGACCGUGCAACUAUUGCUAACAUGUCUCCUGAAUAUGGUGCAACCAUGGGCUUUUUUCCUGUUGAUCAUGUUACGUUACAAUAUCUAAAACUAACUGGCAGAACUGCUGACACUGUUGCUAUGAUAGAAUCAUAUUUACGGGCAAAUAAGAUGUUCGUGGACUACAGUGAGCCCCAGUUAGAGAGAGUAUACUCUGCUAGUCUUGAGCUAAAACUUGAGGAUGUCGAGCCUUGCAUAUCCGGGCCAAAGAGGCCACAUGAUCGUGUUUCUCUGAAAGAAAUGAAAGUUGAUUGGCAUGCGUGCCUUGACAAUAGAGUUGGAUUCAAGGGUUUUGCUGUGCCGAAGGAAUCUCAAACGAAAGUCGUAGAGUUCUCAUUUCAUGGAACCCCCGCACAGCUUAGGCAUGGAGAUGUCGUAAUAGCAGCUAUUACCAGUUGCACAAACACCUCAAAUCCUAGUGUAAUGCUUGGAGCUGCAUUGGUUGCAAAGAAAGCUUGUGAUUUAGGAUUGGAGGUCAAGCCAUGGAUUAAGACUAGUCUUGCUCCUGGAUCUGGGGUUGUAACCAAAUACUUGGAAAAGAGUGGGUUGCAGAAGUAUCUGAAUCAGCUAGGAUUUAACAUUGUUGGGUAUGGAUGCACCACAUGCAUUGGAAAUUCAGGAGAUAUUGAUGACGCAGUGGCAUCAGCUAUUACGGAAAAUGAUAUUGUAGCUGCUGCUGUAUUGUCUGGAAAUAGGAACUUUGAGGGUCGUGUACAUCCUUUAACAAGGGCAAAUUAUCUUGCUUCUCCUCCUCUUGUGGUUGCCUAUGCUCUUGCUGGCACGGUGGAUAUUGAUUUUGAAACUGAACCUAUUGGGGUGGGGAAAGACGGAAAGAAGAUAUUUUUCAGGGAUAUAUGGCCAUCUAAUAAAGAAGUGGCAGAGGCUGUCCAAUCAAAUGUUCUUCCUCAGAUGUUUAUGGCUACAUAUGAAGCAAUCACCCAAGGAAAUCCCAUGUGGAAUCAGUUAUCUGUACCAUCUGGCAAUCUUUAUGCGUGGGACCCAAAGUCCACUUAUAUACACGAGCCACCUUACUUUAAAGAUAUGACCAUGUCUCCUCCUGGCCCUCAUGGUGUGAAGAAUGCUUACUGCUUGCUCAACUUUGGAGAUAGCAUUACAACUGACCACAUCUCACCAGCUGGUAGCAUCCACAGAGAGAGCCCAGCAGCCAAAUACCUUAUGGAGCGCGGUGUUGAUAGACGAAACUUCAACUCUUAUGGUAGUCGUCGUGGUAAUGAUGAAAUAAUGGCGAGAGGCACUUUUGCAAAUAUUCGCCUGGUCAAUAAGUUUUUGAAAGGAGAAGUUGGCCCCAAAACAAUCCAUCAUCCCACAGGAGAUAAAGUUUCAGUCUUUGAUGCUGCCAUGAAGUACAAAAGUGAAGGGCAUGACACAAUUAUUCUGGCUGGUGCUGAAUAUGGGAGUGGAAGUUCUCGUGAUUGGGCUGCUAAGGGUCCAAAGCUACUGGGGGUGAAGGCCGUCAUAGCAAAAAGCUUUGAGCGCAUUCACCGUAGUAAUCUCGUGGGCAUGGGUAUCAUUCCCCUAUGCUUCAAGGCUGGGGAGGAUGCUGAAACUCUUGGAUUGACUGGUGAGGAACGCUACACCAUCGACCUCCCAAGCACUGUUAGUGAAAUUAAACCCGGUCAAGAUAUCACAGUGGUGACAAGCAAUGGAAAGUCAUUUGUAUGCACGCUACGAUUUGAUACAGAGGUUGAGCUUGCGUAUUUUGAUCACGGAGGCAUUUUGCAAUAUGUCAUCAGGAACCUGAUAAAGAGUUAGAUCAACCAUGACGCCUUUGGCAUGCAGGUGAAGGUCGCCAUUGUACUAACCUUUCAACAAGUUCUAAUAAUCAACAUGGAGGGGGUAAAGAAAGCUUGUUUCAGUUAUAGAGCUGACCCAUAUUACCUUAUAAAUAAAGAGAUGUUGGAGGGGAUUAUUCUAGUUUUAGAAUGUUCAGGGGAUAUAGAGCUUGCAUGGGUCAUGAUCAAAAUUUUCCAAUAUUUGUAUCCGUUGGUUAUGCUUAUGACUGUAGAAUUGAAAUUUGUUAAAGUCGGCUUUAAUGGAGGUGAGGUUGAAGG